This is a messenger RNA of Nematolebias whitei (Rio pearlfish), 2218 nucleotides long. RefSeq names its product monocarboxylate transporter 7. Gene Ontology annotation, molecular function: monocarboxylic acid transmembrane transporter activity. The transcript is spliced from 5 exons. Gene Ontology annotation, biological process: transmembrane transport; monocarboxylic acid transport. The record is from RefSeq and is a predicted model, not a curated record. Bases 1 to 1698 code for a protein of 565 amino acids. NCBI's taxonomy places the organism in Eukaryota, Metazoa, Chordata, Actinopteri, Cyprinodontiformes, Rivulidae.
AUGGCGCUGUGCGGAGCUAAGGCGCUGCGUUUCCUGGGGCCCAAUGUGUACUCAGAGGCCCCCGAUGGAGGCUGGGGGUGGGUGGUGGCAGUUGCUUUCUUCAUCGUGGAAGUCUUCACGUAUGGCAUCAUCAAGAGCUUUGGCAUCUUUCUCCAGGAUGUGAUGGAAGAAUUCGACGAGACCAACAGUCGGGUCUCUUGGGUCGUUUCCAUCUGUGUGUUUGUCAUGACCUUCAACGGUCCUCUCUCCUCGGUGAUAACUAACCGUUUUGGCUUUCAGUUUGUUGUUAUGAUUGGAGGAUUGCUUAUUUUCAUCGGCACCAUUGCAACCAGCUUUACAAGCUCUGUCAAUCAAAUAUACAUCACAUAUGGAUUAGUUGCAGGUCUAGGCUACUGUUUGACCUUCCUGCCCACUGUGACCAUCCUUUCGAAGUAUUUUACACGUCGGCGGUCCUUGGUCACUGCUGUGGCCUCCACCGGAGAGUCCUUUGCUAUGUUUGCCCUGGCUCCAGCAUUUUCUGUGUUGCGAGAUCUUAUUGGCUGGCGACACGCUAUGGCGGUGAUUGGAGCUCUGCAAGGCGUCAUCAUCAUGUGUGGAGCGCUGCUUCGACCUAUCAUCAUCAAACCCAUGGCGACCCACAGCCCACAGGCUGACACAUUGUCCGCCAAGGAGCUGGAAGCCCUCCGGACGCAGGAGACUGUACAAAGUAUAGACCUAGACAAUUCUGUGACAAAAAAUGACGAGUUCACUGGAGUGUCUGUGAGUACUGCAGACGUUCAGUUCCUUAAGGACAGAAGCGCCUCGGAGGAGACUAGUUUGUUGCACAAAGAAGCAAAAUUAUAUGCAGGGUUCAAAUAUCUGGAGAACAGUAAGGUAGACGAUAAAGAAUCAGAAGAGGAGAAAACAAACAUGGAUGCAGAGAAGCAAGUGGAGAAAAAUGAGGAGACUGAGACUGGAGAAAAGAAGCUAUCUGCAAAUAGUCCUCCCCUCCUCGACUUCUCCAUCCUCAGAGAGUGCAGCUUUAUCUUCUACUCUCUGUUUGGACUGUUCGCCACUCUGGGCUUUUUCGCCCCUCAGCUCUACAUCAUCGAGCUGAGCGUGAGUCGGGGAGUGGAGCGGGAAAGAGCCACCUACAUGCUCUCCACCAUGGCUGUGGCUGAAAUCCUGGGCCGCUUCUUCAUCGGGUGGGUGCUGACACGAAAAAUGUUCAGGAGGAGGAAGCUCCUGGUUCUCCUGGCGUGUGUUGUGGUUCUGACCUUGGAUCUGGUGGGGUUUACCUUGGUGGCAGAGUUUUGGGGCUUGGCUGUGUGUUGUGGAUUGUAUGGGUUUUUCAUGGGGACCCUGGCGUGCACCCACAUCCCCAUGCUGGCUGAGGAGGACGUGGUGGGCAUAGAGAGGAUGUCUUCAGCUGCUGGAGUCUAUGUGUUCAUUCAGAGCUUUGCUGGACUGGCUGGACCACCACUUGGAGGCGUGCUGGUUGAUGUGACCCAGAACUACGGAGCAGCCUUCUACUCUUGUGCAGCUGGCAUGGGUCUGAGCGCCCUGUUCCUGGGUUUGGUAAAACCUGCUAAAAAAGGAAUAUUCUGCCGGAGGGGAAGUGUGAAACAUUCUGUAGACCUACCUGAAAGGGAUGCCAAAUGCAAGGAAGAGAGUGGCGAGCAUAAAUCAGAACACAGAACUAAUCAUGUAAAAAACUGAAGAGUCAGAAGACAAACUGGAAAACAGCUGAGGAGGAGCUGUCAAGGAGGAUCCAUUAGUGAUGUGUGAUAAAAAGUGAUGUACCAGUAAAUAAGGGUUUGAGGCAACCAAAGAGCUGCAGUGACCUGGAUACAGUAAAGAAAAUGACCAAUAUUUCAUAUAUCUUUUUUAUGAGAGCAAACAUUUACAUUGUGCCUUAAAUACAUGAGUCACCAAACAGUAUCUCUGCUAGAAUCAUUGUUACAAACAUUAAAAAGGAUGUUUUUUGGAUUUUUAAUUAAAAAUCACUUUGAGUGAGACGUACGAAUGUAUGAGUUACUGUGCUGUUAAAGAGAGAUCAGUCACUAAAAAUGACCUGAUGAUGGUCAACAUGAUCACUGACGUUAAAAAGAGCUGCUAAAAGACAACCUGCUGCACAAUCUAUAACACUAGCUUUAGGGGAAGAAAAAAAAAAAACACAGGAGAAGGUGAGUAAAACUCAUUUUUAAUCAAACUGUUGCCAAACUUUAAAUGCCUUUUU